GUGGGAAAAUUUUAGAGAAUAAAAUAGAAACCAUUCUGGAAAACUUGAACUAUGACCUAGAAAAGAAAGAAAUCCAAGAUCUACGCAAUCAUCUGAAAAGGGACAAUAAUGGAAAGAUUUCGCUGAGCUCCUUUAUGGGUACAGCAAAUUUAUUUUCUGGUGGUAAAAUUAAUGCCAGUGACACACAACUUUAUCUGGAAAAUGUAGGAAUUGAAUUAACAAGGAAAGAAAGCCUGGAUCUGCUGAACAUAUUGCCAUUGGAUGAUAAUAGAAAGGUGUAUAAGAAUAGAUUGAUGGAUGGAGUGAAGACAUACAGAGGAGGAAAAGUUAAUGUCAGUAGACUAGAUGAUGCUCUUGAAAACAUGGGAUUCUCACUUGAGGAGGAAGAAAUUGAGGAACUGUAUACUCACUUGCCAGUUGAUGAGGAGAGAAGAGUUAAACUGGAUAAACUUCUGGAUGAAGUGCAUGAACUUCUAGGAGAAGAAGUUACCUCUGAAGACCUGGAAAAUACUCUGAAAAACAUAGGGUUAAGACUCAAACUGAAGGAGAACACUGUGUUGAUGAAAAGUUUGCCACUUGAUGCUGCUGGAAAAUUGUAUAAGCAUAGACUGCUGGAUGGCAUAAGGUCUCUCAAAGGAGUGGAGCUUAAUGUUAAUAAGUUAGGACCUUUCAUGAAAAAUAUGGGCUUUAACCUGGAAAAAGAAGAAUACCUUGACCUGCUUAGCAACCUGCCUGCUGAUGAUGAGGGGAAGAUUGAAGUGAAUGUGGUAAUGGAUGAAGGAAAUCUUUUUACAGGUGAGAAGAUUGAUAUGAGUAACAUGGAAACUUUUCUGGGAAAUAUGGGGAUGACGCUCACAGAAGAUAAAGGCAUGGAACUACAAAACAGGCUUCCAGUCGAUGACAAAGGAAGGAUGUAUGUGAACAGAUUGAUGAAAGAGUUAAGGUCUCUUGAAGGGGUGAAGGUGUCUCCAAAUAAGGUGGACACUUUCUUGAAAAACAUGGGAAUUGAUCUCAAGGAGAAAGAAAUCCAGGAACUGAAGGACUGCCUACCAGUUGAUGCCAAUGGGAAGAUUGACUUAAAUGUGUUGGUGGAUGAAGUUAAAAAUAUCACAGGAGAGAAGAUUCCUACUGAGGACCUGAAAAAUGUUCUGAAAGACAUGGGAAUAAAGAUCACAGACAAGGAACAUAAAAAGCUUCUGAAAACUUUGCCAGUUUCUGCUGAUAAAAAGGUGUUUGAGAAAGCAUUACUGGAGGGUGUGAAAUCUUUCAAAGGAGGAAGGGUUAGUGUCAGGGACCUAAAAAAUGUUCUACGGAAUACUGGGUUCAGACUUGAAGAAAAGGAAAUCCAGGACCUGCAGAGCCACCUACCAGUUAUUGAAGAUGAAAAGAUUGAUUUGGAUACGUUGAUGGAAGCAGCUAGUGCUUUUACAGGAGAAAAGGUUGAAGCCAAUGACUUAAAAAAUGUGCUGAGAAAUAUGGGAAUUGAGACCACUGAAAAAGAACAGUUGAUGCUGUUGAAAACUCUGCCAAUCUCUAGAGAUGGAAAGGUAUAUAAGAAGAGAUUACUGAAUAGUGUGAAGCCUCUCAAAGGGAAAAAAGUCAGUGUCAAGAACCUGAACACCCUUGCAAAGAACAUGGGGAUUCAGCUUGAGAAAGAGGACUUUCAGGACUUACUGAACCACCUGCCCAUUGACGAGAAUAAAAUGGUUGAUUUGAAUGUGGUGAUGGAUGACGCAAAAGCUUUUACAGGAGAGAAAGUUAAUGUCAAUAAUCUGAGCAAUGUGAUGAGGAAAAUGGGGCUAGUACUCACUGAUGAGGAGGAGCAGCAGCUGCUAAAAACUCUACCCAUUCAUGCUGAUGGAAAAGUAUAUAAAAAUAGAUUGCUAAAAGGUGUGAAGGCCCUCAGUGGACCAAGGGUCAAACUCAGAAAAGUGAAAUCUGUAAUGGAAAACAUGGGGAUUAAACUCAAGGAUGAGGAACUUGAGGAACUAAUGGCCCAACUGUCAACUGAUGAUGAUAGAACAGUUGGUCUGAAUGAUUUGAUGGAUACUGUCAGUUGCAUCAAGGGAGAGGUGAUUGAUAUCCAGGACUUAGACAAAUUUCUAGCAAAUGAGGGGAUCGAGCUCACAGAAGAAGACAUGAAGGAGCUGAUGUCUCAUUUGACUGUUAAUGGAAAUGGGAAGGUUAGAGUGGAUUCAAUAAUGGAGGGCCUAAAGAAGUUUAAAGCAAAAGGGAUGGUGCCACUACAUAAGUUGAUGAAAACUGGACAUGAUUCUAAAGACAGAGUUAUUGGCCCCAUGGCGGUUUCUGACAUUAAAUCAAAAUUUAAGCUAAAUCCUCUAACAAAAGUACCCAGCUCCCAUGGCAAAAGGGAUAAAGAUUUACCAGGAUCUCUCCCCUGCCAAAGCAAAGCAAAGAAGCUGAAUGCUUCACAAAUGCAAGCCUUUCAAGAUGCCUACAACUUCUUUAACAAGGAUAAAACUGGCUGUAUUGAUUUACAUGGAAUGAUGUGCACUUUAGCUAAGUUGGGAAUGAAUCUAACCAAGCAUGAUGUCUAUAAUGAAUUAAGAUGUGCUGAUAUUGAUCGAGAUGGGAAGGUGAAUUUCUCAGACUUUAUAAAGGUGCUAACAGAUAAGAAUCGCUUCCUUAAGGCUGUGGUUCCAGAAAAGGAGAAAUGUUUAGAUUCAGCUGGCAACCCAGGGAUCCUGUUGUUUGAAAUCCUAUCAAAGCUUGUAGAGACUUCAGCUUUACCCAGAAAGGCUGUAAUGGAAAUAGUAAGCUAUUUCCGAAGAAAAUUCCAGGAUACCACAUCAGGAAUGUCAUGGAGUCCCUACACUGUGGGUUAUGGGAAAAGGAGAUUUAAACCAGACAUAUGCACACCUCCAAGCUCAAGCACAGCUGCCUUUGCUAAUGCUGCCCGAAUCGCAAUAAUGCAAGAAAAGGAUUUACUUAAAUUUCUUGAAGAGCUCAAGAGGUGCAGUCCUCCUUCAGAUAGCCCAUAUUCAAAAAUACCCAUCUUUCCAUUGUUUCCUAACAAGGAUGGGGUGGUGAUGGGAAAGCCAUUCAAAGACAUACAGAAAUUAGAAAUGCUAAGGAGAAGGGAGCCUCUGGAUUUCUUUGAGAACUACUUUUUCCAUAAAAGAGACUGGAAGACACAGGCAGCAAAUAUAAAGCCUAUCAACCCAGUCUCAGGCUAUCCAAGUGACAUCCUAGCCAUUGACCAAACACUCAAGAAGAAGCAGAAUUGGACAGUGACGGAUGCAGCUGCUAUGAAACAGCACGUGAAGAGAGCUACUGAUGCCUAUAACUUGGGAAUUGCCCUUGAGCACCGGAAAGACAUGCUAAACCUCUGGCGGAAGAUCCGAGGGGAUCUGAUUGGAAUAGACACUAAAAAUGAGUCCUUUUAUGACACCUUUUCUACCUAUACAUGGUCCUGGAAUGUUUGCCAAGAAUUACUUUCACCGAAGGACUUAAGGUUAUAUGAUGCCUACAUGAAUAGGAAUACCUUCCACAACCCUGUAUUCUCUUCUUCCUCGGAUAUCAGUGAGUGUGACACAGAGACAGGAAGAAAAAGAAAACGGAAAGGUUUCAAAGGGUUUCGACAAUGAAAUUUCUACAUUUUCUAAACAGCUCAUUGCAAACUACUUUUUCAUAGAUAUCAAAAUUAUGGUUUCUUGCUUUUGUCUAGUACAUUCUUAGCAGCUGGAAAUGUUGACAUCUUUUGGAUUCUGACCAGUAAAAAAGUUUUAAGUCCUAAUGUGGUUUCCCUUUCCUAAUUCUGAACAAGUAACUAGAGGCCAUGCGGUUAUCUUCCCAGCAAAUGGCUGCGCUCUGCUGCCCCCACCUGGCUCAAAAGUGCCUGGGCAGAAGGAGAAAAGCUGCACGUGGGCACUUACCUCAACACAGGGAUGCCCCUCUGAGCCCCUGAGGGCUCUCUCAGCAAUAAGCAUCUGAGUUUAUGAGUUUAAGUGACAUUGGGUUUUUGAUUAUUUGCAAAAGAGGCCAGAGGCAGCAGAUGACAAUGAUCUUUCAGUUCCAGGGAAUAAUAUCACCAUCUCCCAGGGAAUCUUGAUUAAAUUUGGGUGUUCCUAAGGCUCCUUAGUCACACAUCAUAGGGCUGAUCUCUUGAAUCCCUCUUAAAAACAGUUGAUCUCACCAUUACACUUGUUGCUGUUGUUCUUUAGUGUAUUUAAUAAAGAUGCGCAGGGCGCCUGGGUGGCUCAGAUGGUUAAGCGUCUGCCUUUGGCUCAGGUCGUGAUCCCGGGGUUCUGGGACUGAGCCCCAUGUCAGGCUCCCUGAUCAGCGGGGAGUCUGCUUCUCCCUCUGCCUCUGCCCCUCCCCGUUUGUGCUUUCUCUUGCUCACUCUCUCUUGCUCGCUCUGUCUCUCUCAAAUAAACAAGAUCUGGGGAUGCCUGGGUGGCUCAGUCAUUCAGCGUCUGCCUUUGGCUCAGGUCAUGAUCCCAGGGUCCUGGGAUAGAGCCCCGCAUCGGGCUCCUUGCUCAGCAGGGAGCCUGCUUCUCCCUCUGCCUGCAGCUCCCCCUGCUUGUGCUCUCUCUCUCCCCCUCGCCGCCCCAUCAAAUAAAUAACUAAAAUCUUUUCAAAAAUAAAUAAAUAAAAUCUUAAAAAAAAAAAAAAAGUACCUUAUAGACAUGACCACUCUUCCUACCCAAAAAACAAGAUUUAAGGUUUGACAGAUUUUUUUUGGUAUGGCUAUGACUGUAAUAGGCAAUCUAAGAAAUGUAAUUUGGAUGCCAAAAUAUUAAAAUUCCUGGGAUAUUUUCUUGGAUCAAUGGGAUAACAGGAGAGAAUAUUUUUAAGUAUAUCUGUUCUGGAAAAUCUAAAAUGUAUAGUAAUACAGUCUAUCAAUCUGUCCCACACUGUGGUUGACAGUAGAAACUAGCAUCUUGCAGAUGAAAUACAGUAUAGCAACAGGUAUUCAGCCAUUCAUUCAACAAUUAUUUAUUGAGUUGCAUAAUGUGUGCUGGCCCGAGUUCUAGGACUUGGAUAUGUAACAGUGAAUGAACAGUAAAAUGCCCUGACCUCACAGCUGAGUAAUGCAGCUAAUUAUAACCACUGACUCAGUACUUCCACUUCUAGAAAUUAUUUCUAAAGAAGUAAUCAUGAAUAUACAAAUGAUUUAGUUAUAAAGAUAAUUAUCAUGUUGGAUUUUUAAUAGUAAGAAACUUAAAGUAGCCUAAAUGUCCAGCAAAUCAUGAUACAGCUCUAUAAAACAAUACCAGGGUCAUUAAAACAAUGUUAGAAAAGAACAUUCAAGCAGGAGAAUGAUAUUCACAAACUAUUAUCAACUUAUAAAACAGGCUACAACUGCUCAGAGCCAUGAGAAAACUUUACGGAGUUGUUCUAAAACCUAAUUUUGAUGGUAGUUGCACAAAUAUAGAUUUUUAUGAAAAUGUAUCCAACUGUACACUUAAGAUGGAUGAAUUUAAUUGUAUGUAAACUAAACCUCAAUGAAGCUGUGAAAAAUAGGGGAUAACGCAGUUCUGAAACUAUUUUAAUGUAAAGGUUACUUCUAUAAGUCAAUUAGAAAAAAAGACUGGAAAGAUAUAAACCAAAGUGUUUAAUGGAUUAAAUUAAGGAUGGAAUGGGGUGGUUUCUUUUUUUCUUUUGUCUAAAUGUUCUACAAUAAACACAUAUUUAUUUUGCAAUAGGAAAAAAACCACAAAGUCUGUUUAAAGUUGUUAAACCAGCAUAUUCAAUCCUCUAGGGCUGCUGCACGUUCCGUGAAACAAAUUAGGACACCCUUCCCCCACCUUUCAGUUCCAGAGCACAUGCUUACACAGACCAGAAUUUCCACUGAUCGGAACUGAAAGAAAGGCAUGAAAUAAUUAACUACCCAUGUCCCAGGUUGACACCCAAGGCAAUAAUCCAGACUGAGAGUUAACUUUUCCAGGCUUUGAAACCAUGCCACCCAGCUAGAAAAGCUCUUGAGGCUCACCAGCAGAGGGACCCUUAGGUCCCCUGAAAAGUAUUGCUGAAGCUACAGUCCAGUAUAUAGUCUGAUACUACAAAGGACUCACAGCCAUGUCUUCCCAAUUUCUUCAGAAAAAUGAUUUUAGGUGCUCCCAAAGAUGAAGAAAAAUGAGUUGUACAGGUCAACCAAAGAUAAUUGUAUAGAAAUUAAGUUUAGGAUACUUUUAUCACAUUUCAUCAAAAGGGACCAAGUUGUUUGACAUUUUCAAUGACUAAUUAUUGGAACUAAUAUAAUAAGUGACUUCAGGGGAAAACAGAGAGUGAGCUCUAUGCAAGGAAAUAUGCGGUAGGACUGCUGACUAGGAGCGUUAAUAGUUUUUGGUGUGGGGAGAAAAAAGCAUGGGCAAGAGAGAACAAGAUGCCAAGAAUAAAUAUAAACCAACCACUACAUCAAACAACUGGCCUUGAGAAAAGAUAAAAAUCCUUGUACUUGUUUUUUGGAAAGGAGGUUUUGUUCAAAAUGUUUCAAAAGACCGUGAGAAUGGCAAACGUGUUUUCGAAUAAAGUACAAGUUCUUUAUUAUCUUA
Molecule: messenger RNA, 6518 nt
Organism: Mirounga angustirostris (Northern elephant seal)
Lineage: Eukaryota; Metazoa; Chordata; Mammalia; Carnivora; Phocidae
Gene: EFCAB3
Product: EF-hand calcium binding domain 3
Exons: 38
Coding region: 135-3608 (1157 amino acids)
Molecular function (GO): calcium ion binding
Source: RefSeq, a predicted model, not a curated record